GACGAUUGGCACUCAGUGAAUGCUCGUUUGGUUGCCAUGCGGACACUGCAGUAUAAGUACCCCUGGGAGCAUUCUUCUAGGAGUACCUUCGAGGCCAGGCGUUUGCUUGCAGCUCGUUUUGCUAAGACGGAUGAUCAGAUGCUGCUUGCUGCCUUCAAGAAGGAGGCUGUGCUUUCCAGGUCGAUCGAGGAUGCCUUUGCAGGCAAGGCGAUGAAGUUUUUCAUGCAUCACACAGGUGCUUAUUUGAAGUCUCCGAUUUCUGCAAGAGUCUCUGGGGUGGCUUCUUCAAUGGAGCUCAAGAAGCGGCCAUUGUGGCAGGCGCCGCCCCUUCCUGUGACGCAUGUUCGUGCCUUGGAGGAGUUUGUGGUCGACACGGACGACCAUGCCCGGGCCACCAUUGCAGGGUUUUUGCUGUUUUGCAUUUACUCUUCCUCGCGGUUCUCAGACGCUGCCAGAGCGAGUGGGAUUUCGAUGGAUGAGUCGGGUGGCGCUGUGGUGAUACUCGAGACAGGGACCAUGCACUACAAGACCCGGGCCAAGGACCGGCAGAAUCGAAUGUUGCCGCUGCUAGCUCUGGGGCGCACCCUUGUGCAGCCUGGUUGGGGUGCAUUUUGGAUUAAGCAUCGCGAGGCCACGGGGAUCUCGAAUCAUUCCUGCCUGAUGCCAGCACUUGCACCUUCAGCCUCGUGGCUCCAGCGACCCAUGACUGCUGGAGAAGGAUCUAUGUGGUUGAGGGAGUUGUUGCAUUUGGCUUCUGUAUCAGGUGACCUCGAGGCCUUCACCUCCCACAGCCUAAAGGCUACGGCGCUGAGUUGGAGCGCUAAGUCGGGGACCAUGACCUACGAAGAAAGGUUGACACAGGGUCAUCAUGUUCACCCCAAGCUUGGUAUGGCUCUGCUGUACAGCAGAGAUGCCAUGGCUGAGAUCACGGCGAAGGUGGGCCGGAUCAUUCGAGCUAUCGUUAGCGGCGGAUUUUCACCUGAUUUGCCGAGGGCACAGAGGGUUGCGCUUGCCAUGCAGAGAGCUCCUGAAGACUUCGCCCACCUACCGGAGACGCAGCCGGACCUCGUCGAGGGAGAUGAGGAGGCUCGUGAGUCAGAGGGUGAGGGCUCAGACAUCUCGGACUCUGAGCUACUUAAAGGGCUGCAGGCGCUGAAUUUGCCCCCUGCUCCCGACGCGGUGCGGCCCCGUAUCGAGGCCACUUUUGCCGGUAAUGUUUUCAUGCACAUCCUCACAGGGGUGAUGCACUGUGAGGCUUCGCCAGGGAGAUUCAAGUGUGGGAGGCGUGUUACCUCCAACGUGCGUUCCCUGUCUCAGGGUGAAGCUCAGAUUCAUGUUUGCCAACAGUGCGCUGCUGCGGAUAGCGGUGCCUGA
Molecule: messenger RNA, 1374 nt
Organism: Symbiodinium necroappetens
Lineage: Eukaryota; Dinophyceae; Suessiales; Symbiodiniaceae
Source: the annotation of a GenBank genome assembly